Molecule: messenger RNA, 1248 nt
Organism: Desarmillaria tabescens
Lineage: Eukaryota; Fungi; Basidiomycota; Agaricomycetes; Agaricales; Physalacriaceae
Exons: 2
Coding region: 1-1248 (415 amino acids)
Source: RefSeq, a predicted model, not a curated record
AUGGAUAGCGCAUACGUAUUAUUCCAGGAAGCCGGCCUUACCGUAGAGACUCCGCCGACAGAGAAGCGUCGUCAUGACGCAGGCAACCGUAUCGAGUUUAUAUGGCUGGACGAAUUCUGUUUGUCCGACAUUACACAGCCGGAGGAUAGCCCAGAAAGAUCCAAAGAGCUCGGUCGUCUUGCUGAUAUCUUUCGCAAUGCGGCCCAGGUUGCUGUCUUCUGUCAUGAGGAGAAUUGCGACCAUACCUCCACCACGUGCAUCUGGGGCACGCGCCUCUUCACUAUCGGUGAGAUCCUCCAUGCCUCGGCGGUCAUCCGCCUUACCAGGCAACAACAACAGGGUCGCUCGCUUCCCCUGAGGACUUAUGCAUAUCGGGAGACUGCUCGUGCUUUUCGCGAGAAGAUGCAGACUCAGGCUGCGUAUGAUAACCGUUGGCAUUUGUACGCCAUCAUGCAACACUCGACCAAUGCCGGAUCGGUUUUUUGGCAGAAUGCCAUUCACGCACUCGUAGUUGAAGCUAUCACUCGAGACCUUGCGGGAGGAUUUGGGGAACACAAGUACCUCGGGAAGGCAUUGAAUGGAUUGUUACCUCGCCGGGCGCGGCUCGAGGAUCUGAAAGGAGAAGAUGGAUGGACAGAUCUUGCUUGGUUGUUGGAGUUGAACCAAGGAUUUUACAAUGCGGCGAGCUUGGCGGCGGUGUGCACUUUGGGGGAAGGCGGCUGGCUGGGUCCUCCUAUUCGACCUCUAGCAGGGAACGAACGACUAGAACCCAUUGUCCAUGCGUUUCCGGUACGAGUGACAGACGGCAUGGGGAUCAUAACACCGCUGUGUAUCAUCGGAAGUCAGACGGUAGGGCUGCGAGGUUCCUUAGAAAGAGAUCCCUUUGGGCUCUACAACAACAAGGACAUGCGCGGGCUCAGAUGGCUGUCUUGGUGCCUCCUCAUCCUGUCAUGGGUCAUUGGAUUGGCUAUGAUCAGCACAGGCUGGUUUGUUUUCCCAGCAGUUUUUUAUAUCAGCUCCUGCGUAUUCACCAUCUUUGAAAGGCAGUCGGAACGAUAUACUUGCAGCGUGAUGGGUGGAUAUUCCUCGACGACAGCAUCUGGGGAUCUGAACCUCAGCACCGCCUUGGUAUGCAAGACCCGAAACUCGCGGAGCUUAUCGAGUGGGGAGACCACCAGCUCAUCCCAAAUUGGAGCCAGCCCGAUGACACCGAGAAGAAACGGGCCAAAGGGACCUUAUUGGACUUGA